Molecule: messenger RNA, 981 nt
Organism: Cylindrotheca closterium
Lineage: Eukaryota; Bacillariophyta; Bacillariophyceae; Bacillariales; Bacillariaceae
Source: the annotation of a GenBank genome assembly
AUGACAUCGUCCUCAGUUCAGGCUUGGGGCAACAGCCAUCAAAACAGCGAAGAAAUAGUGUAUGGUAAUCGCUUUGAUAACGACUGGCUAAACAGUGGCUCUACUCUAUCCUUCCAAGUUGAAGGCUGUGCUUGGGGAUACACCUAUGACAGUGAAGAGGCGGGCUGUUUGGAAGAUGAGUCUGAGGAAGGAACAACGAAUUGGUACAUGAUGGCCAAUUGUCGAAGACCUCAGGUGGCAUUUUCUGUCUUUAAGGGCAACAGUUGCAGCUCUGGAAAUUUCGUAGGAUCGUAUGUCACCAAGUUUGGAGUUUCAGAAUUCGUUUACUACUUGCAACAAUUUGAUGCGAACUACGCCAACGACGAUAAUGGUGACGGCGACCUUCCGAACUGUGAAGGUGGCGACAAUGGUUACCUUGGACUGGACUGUGAUGGGAACGGUGGAUUCGCCAUAAAGUAUUUCAAUGAUCAAUACUGUGUCUCACGCACAGGCAACACUUACGACGAGUUGAAUGGGCUCAACAACGUCAUCAGCAACUACAAGAGUUGUCACCAAGUUUAUGACAACGGGGAUGGUGACGGGGGUGUGAUGCAAAAGUUGGUGUACUACUCGGAGCCAUGCAUGUCCAAUGACUAUCCCUACUGUUCCGACAGCUAUGAGUAUUCACAGCGAUCCUCCAGAAGUGGAUUUGCAAGCGUCAAGACGAACAAGUGGUCGAGCAGAGCCGCAUUUGGUGCUCACAAGUCUUGGGUGACAAAACUCAAAUAUGUUAUUGGCGGAUUAUUCCUUCUUGCAUCCUUCAUCAUGUUCACUGGUAUCCUUUUCACCAACAGGCGCAGACGCCGUGCCAUGAUGAUGCGAAAGUACCGUCAAGCAAAGAGAGAAAAGAGAGCAAAGAAAUCUGGAAAGUCUCGCUCUAGCUCUCGUCGACGAUCGAAAAGUAGAAACAAAGACAGAGACGAUGGAGGUGUUCUUACCUAA